This is a messenger RNA of Mucor mucedo, 864 nucleotides long. RefSeq lists its product as uncharacterized. The record is from RefSeq and is a predicted model, not a curated record. Gene Ontology annotation, biological process: mRNA splicing, via spliceosome. The transcript has 4 exons. Bases 1 to 864 code for a protein of 287 amino acids. Gene Ontology annotation, cellular component: U2-type spliceosomal complex; post-mRNA release spliceosomal complex. NCBI's taxonomy places the organism in Eukaryota, Fungi, Mucoromycota, Mucoromycetes, Mucorales, Mucoraceae.
AUGCAACCUUUUAAUAAAUACUACGCACCUGAUUGGACCCCAGAGAAGGGAUCUAUUAACAAAUUCAACGGGACACAUGCCUACGGAGCAAGAGCCAAGAAGAUUGAUCAAGGCAUUUUAGUUGUCAGAUUCGAGUUGCCUUACAAUAUCUGGUGCUUGGGCUGUAAUAAUCAUGUUGGGCAAGGUAAGGCAUAUUACUCCCCAUACUGCGGUAAUUCUGCAUAUGUUGUUGUGAGUGGCGCACAAAAGAAAAUGGAGGAAUGGAAGGCAGAGGAUACAGAGGUCAUUCAAUUGCAGGAUCCAGAAGUCAAGGAGAAAUUGGAAUCCGAUCCAAUGUACCGACUUGAACACGGUAUCAAUGACAAAAAGACGAUUGAUAAAGCAGCACCGCAUAUAACACAGCUACAGGAUUUAAAUCAAAGCCAAUGGUCUGACCCAUACUUAAAAUCACAACAACUCAGGAAACAGUUUAGACAAGUCAAGAAAAAAGAUAAGAGUGAAUUUGAAGAGACCGAGAAAGUGAGGGAUAAGCACUCGCUUGGUAUUGCACUGUUACCAGAAUCAACGAGUGAUGUGAUUGGAGCCAAGUCAGUUGAAUACAAGACCUCGCAUUUACUGGAUAAAAAGAGGUUAGAGACAGCUGUUGCUCCAUUAUUUAAUCAAAUCAAACCAACCGAAAAGGAACUGAAUAAUUUGGGUCAUAUUGCAAAAAUACACACACGCAUGAAAACGGAUCCAUUUUACAAUCCAAAGCGGGCAAAUGCUAUCAAAUUGAAUGAUGUGGUAGUCAAACCAAGCAAGAAAAAGUCUAGGAGUAACGAUGGUAAAGGGUUGGUGUGUUAUACCGACUCUGAAUCCGAUUGA